This is a messenger RNA of Phanerochaete carnosa HHB-10118-sp, 378 nucleotides long. RefSeq lists its product as uncharacterized. The record is from RefSeq and is a predicted model, not a curated record. The coding region runs from base 1 to 378 and encodes 125 amino acids. NCBI's taxonomy places the organism in Eukaryota, Fungi, Basidiomycota, Agaricomycetes, Polyporales, Phanerochaetaceae. The transcript has a single exon.
AUGCACGUUGUCGACAUCGCCAAUACCAGAGCUCAGCUUGCAUCCAAGGGCCUCCAAGUCCAUCUCUAUCAGCAGAGCCGGCCACAGCCUUUGUUGAGCAUGAGCUCCUCUCCGGACCAAGACCCUUCCACUGAAGAAACCUCGCUUCAUCAAGCCGUCGAAGGCACCACGAUCGCUCGAACCACAAUACUCGCGACUACGCCCGCCCUUCAUGGCGUCAAUUUAGCGUCCACUAUGGUGCUCGAGGUGCUCGUAGCCAAUCUAACCGGCUCUCUUGUGCAGACUGUUCUCAAACGCGAAGGUCUUGUCCUCCCCUCCGAGACCGCCCAGGCUGAACCGAGCCGUCUACGGAGCAGCGGGACUUGGGAUGGUGCCUGA